Paramisgurnus dabryanus is the source of this 2000-nucleotide messenger RNA. NCBI's taxonomy places the organism in Eukaryota, Metazoa, Chordata, Actinopteri, Cypriniformes, Cobitidae. The record is from RefSeq and is a predicted model, not a curated record.
UGUACGUCGCGUGCUACAGGGAGCUUGAAAGCGCGAGUUGUACAGAGCGUGAGACGAGCAGUCACGCGUGCGUCUACAGCUGUAGUUAAGUUAAUUGGUUAUUUGACGCGAGGAGCAGUAAACAGUUGAUUUUAUCUAUAACUCGAGUGUGUUUCGUAAAACUCAUUCAUGUCUGAAACACGCAAGAGAAAGCGUUACGGCGGGCACGCGCCGAGGAAACUGAAGGGCGCUCGCGAGCUGGAGGUGGGAGCUGAGGGCGUGCUUGUGACCUGUAACAUGAACGAGCGAAAGUGUACGAGGGAAGCUUACAAUCUUCUUAACGAGUACGCGGAUGCGCUUUACGGCCCAGAGCAGACAGGUGACAGCCUCAGUGAGGAUGAGGAGGAAGAUGCAGAGGCAGCACUGAAGAAAGAGGUGACACACAUCCAAACGUCCAUGAAGAAACAUCAGCAGAGGUUCACAGCAGUAGAGAGCGGAGCCAAUAAUGUGCUCUUCAUACGUUCUCAUGGGAUAGACCCAGAGAAGCUGGUUCAUCACAUCCUGUCAGAUCUUCAUCAGACCAAGAAGAAGAAGUCUCGGGUGAUUUUGCGGAUGUUGCCGGUGAGCGGCACGUGCAAAGCGUUUCCAGAGGACAUGGAGAAAUAUCUCAGCGUGUUUCUGGAGCGCUGGUUCAAAGCACCGCGGAAGGCCACGUAUCAGAUCUGCUUCAAAGCCCGAAACAGCAGCCACAACAAGAGAGAUGAUGUCAUCAAAGACAUCGCUGCUUUGGUGGAUAAACUGAACUCGGAGAAUAAAGUGGAUCUGACCAAUCCUGAGCUUACCAUCAUCAUUGAGAUCAUCAAGACCGUCUGCUGCGUCAGCGUCGUCAGGGACUACAUGCUCUUCCGCAAGUAUAACCUACAGGAAGUCACUAAAGAGCCGGCCAAUCAGAAUCCAGGCCAACAGGAAGCAGCCAAAAGUGCAGCCAAUCAAACACAGGAGGACAACAACGGCACCUCCGUCGAUGGAAGCGCAGCUGGUUGUGAUGUGUCCGCCGGUGACGUGCAGAAAGAGGCGGAGCCUGAGUGAAUGUGUUCAAGUGUUAUAAGCAUUGAUGUAUAGUAUUGACAGAUGAAAAGUGUGUGUGUGUGUGUGUGUGUGUGUGUGUGUGUGUGUGUGUCUGUGCAGAAGUGCGUGUGUGUCUGUGCGAGUGUGUGUGUGUAUCUGUGUGUAGACAGUCGGCUGUGAACUGCCACUUUUAAAAAUCUUUUAUGUGUUUUGUUUGGGCUUUUGUGUUUUAGCUGAAUUUUUGUAAGUGUAAUUUUUCAGUAUUAUACCACAUAAUUUUUUCCUCAUUUUGAUGAUUUGUUUUUUUCAGAUAAACUCUGAUCUGAGUCUUGAGGACAGAGUUUCCUCUGAUCGUAAUGCAGAGGUUUGUGUCAAUCAUAUAAAAACAUUAAAUCAAAUAAAAAUCAUCAUUUGAAUGAUUUGUAACUUUUCAUUGGGUUUCAGUCAUUAUCAUCACAUAACAGGUUAUUUAUUUUGAUGUCACUCCAAUAAUAUUAGCACAUGGUUGUAUUGAAAUGUUUUCUCGUCUUCAUACACACUCAUGAAUAUUCAUUUAUAUUCAUCAUCGGUUAAUUUCUCCAUCACAUUGACUAUAUAAAAUCAAGACCGCAUCUGUUUGUCUAAAAUACUCUGCUUCAGAAAUGUCUUUAAGUAUUUUAGUUUGUCAUCUGUUAGUAAUUGUGUUGAUCUGAUAGUUAACAGUAGUUAAACUCCCUGUUGGAGGUCUCCGGGUCAGUUGGGUCUUAAAGGUCAUGAUAUGCUGAAACAAUAGAGACGAGUGGUAUCUUGUUCCCUGGAGAUGAGGAUUAACAUUCACUGCACGUGGCUGUCGUGACCUUUCAGGGUCACAGGAGACGGAGAUCACAGCAGGUGAGAGACACUUGAGCUCACCAUCAUUAGGAUUGACUUACUGAGCCGUGUCAUUACAGGAUAACAUGUAGAAAUAUAAAACA